AUGGCAUGCUCUACAGAUUGGGCAGAUUGGAAGGAUGUGAUCCAAAAUAGUAUCACCCGUAAUCUAAAUUCUCUCCGCGGAUAUAAAUACUCGAAACUUCGUGAGGACAUGAUUGAAAGUGUUAUCGAGCGUGCUCAACAUGCUUUUUCCGGCGAAUGUAAUGUGGUAUAUCUUCGGAGAAUCGCAUUCGUUUAUGAUGAUAAUAGAUUAACGCAAGAAGAAAAAGAUGAUGCUAUAUUGAGUUUGACAAUGAUUAAAGACCGAUAUAAUUUAUUGUAUGGAAAAGAUGUCACGUAUAGGUGUGAUAUAUGUGAUAGGUCAGGAUAUAUGAUAGUUUGGUGUCAACAUUGCGUCGUGGAUUUUCUACAGGAUGAAGCAACUAAAUGGACAUCAAUGGACAAGCAUAUAGACCGUCAAAUUCUUCUUGCUCAAACGAGAGCACCGAUACCUGAAGCUAUUCCCGAGUGGAUCCCUUACGAAUUAUUAAGAAAUGUCGAUUAUCUAACUCAAGGUGGAUACGCUUCCGUUUAUACUGCAACAUAUAUGAGAGGACUGUAUACUAGAUGGAUGAAAACGACGAAAACGUUGUCACGAGGAUUGACACACUUUAAGGUUGUUCUGAAGAAGUUGAAUUGGAACCAACCAGAAAAUGAUUUCAAGAAUGAGCUUGAAAAGCACCUCUAUGUAUCCAGUGUUUGUAAUGCGAUAGUGCGUUGUUAUGGUGUCACACGUGAUCCCGUUACUAAAGAUUAUAUGCUGGUGUUAAAUCGGAUGAAAUGCGAUUUGCGUGAAUAUAUUGGUAGUUAUCACUCAAUAAUUACAUGGUCAGAUAUAAACCAUAUGUGUAAGAACAUCGUUUCCGGGCUUUUCUACCUUCACAAGGAGGGACUGGUGCAUCGUGAUCUGCAUCCUGGCAAUAUCCUACGAGGAAGGAUUGAUAAUAAUUGGUAUAUUGCAGAUCUCGGGUUUACUGGACCUCCAGACCAUACCAAUACAACAAAUAACAUUGUUGGAAAUCUUUCGUAUAUUGCCCCUGAAAUUUUAACUAAAAAAGAGUAUUCGGCAAAAUCAGACAUUUAUGCUUUUGGGAUGGUGUUAUAUUAUGCGACAACUUUUAAACCACCAUUCGCAGGGCAAGUACAUGAUAAAGCCUUGCAACUUGAAAUCUUUAGAGGAACUCGCCCAAUAUUGUCGGAUGUAAUUCCAAGAGCAUUCACGGAAAUAAUACGACGCUGCUGGGACGCAGAUCCUAAUAAAAGACCCAAAGCAGGUGGCAUUGCUAAUUUUUUUUCUAAAAUUAAAAUAAAAGGCGGUUUUGUACCUCAAAAUGCUACUACAGAAGUGGGCAGUGAGAUUUCUACUAUAACUAGUGGGAUUUCAACUACAAAAUUAGCGCCUUUAUAUGACACAGGUGAUUCCUCAGGUGCUUCUUGUGCUAUCAAUUUUUCGAUUGAUAUAUGA
This is a messenger RNA of Dentiscutata erythropus, 1461 nucleotides long. The record is from the annotation of a GenBank genome assembly. NCBI's taxonomy places the organism in Eukaryota, Fungi, Glomeromycota, Glomeromycetes, Diversisporales, Gigasporaceae.